UAGCGGUUGCCCAGCUACGGUUGCCGAUGAUUCUACUAUUACCAAUCACAUUGACCGUAACCAGGAUCUGCUACAUUGUGAUUGCUGAAAUAGAAUCGUCAACUGCUGAAAUAGAAAUCGUCAACUGGCAAGCGUAGCCGCACAAUCACUAGUCUGAUAUGGCCUUAAAGGUUUUAAAAAGGUUUCACGAAAAAAGCCAGGAUAGCCGUUUCUCAAGCUGCUUUAAGUUCGGUUAUAAAUGCUUCGAAGCAUUUAACCAAUCAGAACAAAGAAUUUUAUUUUGGGAAUUGACCAAUCAAAAAUGUUUCGAAGCAUUUGUAACAUCAAGAAUCGCACUCUUUCUUUCCAAUUAAAGAUAACUACUUACUAGCCGAUAAAUAUUUCAGUGUGGCUGAUGUUUUCGAUUUGCUGACUCGAGUCAAACAUGAGAGAAAAAGCAUGAAAUAAAAAGAGUCAGAGCUGAGUCAGCAAAUCAAAAACACUAUAAAUGAAAACUGAUUCGUUGACAUUGGACUAGGCACAUUUUAUUGGUCAAGAGAUUUAUUUGAUAGGUUUACCUCUUUAUCAUCAAUGUUCAAUGACGUACACUUUUUACAAAGUAUUCCCGCCAAGUGUAAUGUCUUCCGAUGUUGUGUAUGAUGCUUUGAUUCCUAAUUUGUUAGUUUAUUACCAAAAGAAAAAAAAGAUCGUCGUAGUUACAUCAAACAUUUCGUAAUAAUAUAAAAGAAUUUCUCUUGUAGUGGAAAGCGUAUCCUAAAAAACAACAAUAUGAUACAAUGAGCCAACAAACUUCUCCUGCACCCGAUAUAGAUGAACCAUUUGAAGAUGAAUCUGAUUUACUUGAUGGAGAAAAUAAUGUCAAUAAUGAGGAAGAAGAAGAAGGGGAGGAAUUAUUUGGAGAUAAUAUGGAGGCAGAUUAUCGACCUAUGUCAGCAUUGGACAGAUACGAUCCUAAUUUAUUGGAUGACGAAGAAUAUUCAGAACUAUCUCAGGGUGAACGUAUAGCUGCUGAAGCAGAAAUGCGGAAGAGAGAUCGUGCGGCUGGUGUUAUAAGAGAUGAUCGUGAUCUUCUUUAUGAUGAAACUGAUGAAGAAGAUGUACAAGCACGCAAACGACGUAUGGCUGAAAAGGCUGCCACAGGCAUAUUAGAAGAUGCAGAAAUGAUCGAAUCUAUUGAAAAUUUGGAGGAUACUAAAGGACACUCAGUAAAGGAAUGGGUUAUGAUGUUAGGACCACGAACGGAAAUUUCAAACCGCUUUAAAAGUUUUCUUCGUACUCAUACCAAUUCCAAAGGACAAUACAUGUAUAAAGAACGUAUUCGCCAUAUGUGUGAGAGUAAUCAGUCCAGUUUCAUAGUGGAAUUUCCCAUUCUUGCCAGUAAGGAACACGUUUUGGCCUAUUUUUUACCAGAAGCUCCAUUUCAAAUGCUCGAGAUAUUUGAUGAAGUGGCAAAGGAAUUAGUUCUUACGAUUUUCCCCAGUUACGAGAGAGUCACGUCGGAGAUUCACGUGAGAAUAUCAGAACUGCCAUUAAUUGAAGAAUUACGCACAUUCAGAAAACUCCACUUGAAUCAAUUAGUCCGAACUCUUGGAGUUGUAACAGCAACUACGGGAGUUCUCCCGCAAUUAUCAGUAGUGAAGUACGAUUGUACAAAAUGUAAUUACAUUCUCGGACCAUUCGUCCAAUCUCAAAAUACAGAAGUCAAACCAGGCUCUUGUCCCGAAUGUCAGAGUGUCGGUCCAUUCACGAUCAAUAUGGAGCAAACUAUAUACAGAAAUUAUCAAAAGAUAACGAUACAAGAAUCUCCGGGUAGGAUACCUGCUGGUAGAAUACCACGCAGCAAAGAUUGCAUUUUGCUGUCCGACCUCUGUGAUCGUUGCAAACCAGGAGAUGAGAUAGACGUUACAGCUAUUUAUACCAAUAAUUACGAUGGUUCUUUGAACACUGAACAGGGUUUCCCAGUAUUCUCUACAGUAUUAUUAGCUAAUCAUUUAUUUGUCAAAGAUUCGAAAGAAAUUGUAGACUCAUUGACGGAAGAGGAUAUAUCGAGUAUACUCGCUUUAAGUAAAGAUCAACGUAUCGCGGACCGCAUAGUCGCAAGUAUCGCGCCUUCGAUUUACGGUCAUGAAAACAUUAAGAGAGCCUUGGCACUGGCAAUAUUCGGCGGCGAGCCAAAGAAUCCUGGCAACAAGCAUAAGGUUCGCGGUGAUAUAAACGUUCUAUUAUGCGGAGAUCCUGGCACAGCUAAGUCACAAUUUUUGAAAUAUGUGGAGAAAGUGGCACCGAGAGUUGUUUUCACCACAGGUCAAGGUGCUUCUGCCGUUGGUUUGACCGCUUAUGUUAGGAGAUCACCCGUCAAUAGAGAAUGGACUUUAGAAGCUGGAGCUUUGGUUCUUGCUGAUCACGGAAUAUGCCUCAUCGAUGAGUUUGAUAAAAUGAAUGACCAAGACAGAACGUCUAUUCACGAGGCUAUGGAGCAGCAGAGUAUUUCUAUCUCGAAGGCCGGUAUCGUCACAUCUCUUCACGCCAGAUGCGCAGUGAUUGCGGCGUCUAAUCCUAUCGGUGGUCGAUACGACCCUAGUAUGACCUUUUCGGAAAAUGUAGAUCUAUCAGAGCCGAUUUUGUCGCGAUUUGACAUAUUGUGUAUAGUCAAAGAUGAAAUUGAUCCUAUGCAAGAUCGUCAUCUGGCCAAGUUCGUCGUAAAUUCGCACAUCAAGCAUCAUCCGACGGAUAGUACGGAGAGGACAGAUAGAACUGUAGUAUUAGAUCCCGCCACACAAAAUUUAUGCAUUCCACAGGAUCUUUUAAAAAAAUAUAUUGUUUAUGCGAAGCAGAACGUACAUCCAAAACUAACUAGUAUUGAUCAGGACAAAGUGGCUAAACUGUACAGCCAAUUGAGACAAGAAAGUUUGGCGACCGGCAGUUUACCGAUUACCGUGCGUCAUAUCGAGAGUAUUAUUCGUAUGGCGGAAGCUAGUGCCAAGAUGCAUUUGAGGGAUCACGUUCAGGAGAGUGAUAUGAAUUUAGCUAUCAGGAUAGUUCUUGACAGUUUUGUUGAUACACAGAAAUAUUCUGUUAUGAAAUCUAUGCGUCAGACAUUCCAGAAAUAUCUGUCAUACAAGAAAGAUCACAGCGAACUUUUGUAUUACAUAUUGCGACAAAUCACUUUAGAUACUUUAGCGUUUCAGAAAGCUCUGCACGGUGGACGUAUCACGACCGUCGAGAUCUCGGAAAAGGAUCUAUUAGAACGAGCAAAACAAAUUGACAUACACAAUCUGCAUCCGUUUUAUGAGAGUGACAUAUUCAAGACGAACAAUUUUGUUUACGAACCAAGAAGGAAAGUAAUAGUACAGACUCUGCCUGAAGGUAUCGAAGAUUGAUCCGGAGAAAAGCGCUUUAUAAUUUUUAUUCAUGUAUUUGAAUUAUAUAACAAAAAGUAAUUUUUUAUUUGCUCACAUAUAAAAUUUUUAUAUCGACAUUGAUAUCAAGAUGUCUGACAUCAUCGAUUAACAUCUUUUAUAUCAUUGUUGAAUAUUGAAUAUUGUUAUACAAAUAUAAUCAUCAUGAUAUAUAAUCAUUCCGUCGUCAGUAAAUAUAUCACGUUUUUAAUAAAUGGAACAAUUAUAUCAUAUACAAAUGUGCGUAUAGUAGUACCAAAAAUAAUGCAUUAUAUUUAUCGAUUCUAUA
Molecule: messenger RNA, 3687 nt
Organism: Pogonomyrmex barbatus (red harvester ant)
Lineage: Eukaryota; Metazoa; Arthropoda; Insecta; Hymenoptera; Formicidae
Gene: Mcm2
Product: DNA replication licensing factor Mcm2
Biological process (GO): double-strand break repair via break-induced replication; mitotic DNA replication initiation; DNA replication
Cellular component (GO): nucleus; MCM complex
Molecular function (GO): 3'-5' DNA helicase activity; single-stranded DNA helicase activity; single-stranded DNA binding
Source: RefSeq, a predicted model, not a curated record